AUGGCUUAUUACCCGGAUCUAUUUGUCUGGGUCAGUCAAGAACCAUUUCCAAAUGAGGAAAUGGAAGGAAGGCUCCCCAAGGGAAGACUUCCUGUCCCAAAGGAAGUAAAUCGCAAGAAGGGCGAAGAGACUGUUGCUGCCUCCCUGACUCUGCUUGGAGGCGAAGAAGUCCUUCCCCCAAGAAUCAGUUACCUCCACUCUUUUUAA
Molecule: messenger RNA, 207 nt
Organism: Elephantulus edwardii (Cape elephant shrew)
Lineage: Eukaryota; Metazoa; Chordata; Mammalia; Macroscelidea; Macroscelididae
Product: neuronal regeneration-related protein-like
Exons: 1
Coding region: 1-207 (68 amino acids)
Biological process (GO): axon regeneration; regulation of transforming growth factor beta receptor signaling pathway; regulation of neuron differentiation
Cellular component (GO): nucleus; cytoplasm
Source: RefSeq, a predicted model, not a curated record